AUGAAGCCUUAUACUUUGGAUCUGUUUUUGAAUGAUGUGAAGAAUGCUGGAACCCCUACAGAUUUAUCGUCCUUGCUAGACGUCAACCCUAUAACAGCAAAACAUUUACCAUCACUACAGCAAUCGCUACAGUCAUAUGAUGAUGAUCAACUUGAAAGCAUAAUUGAGAACAUCCACUUUUAUAAUAAUGAUUGGCCUGCAUUUGAAACAAUGAUACAGAAGUAUUUGGUCUAUGUCAAAAACAUUGAUCCUUGGAGUUUGUUGAACUCUAUUGAUCUUAUGAUUGGUUUUUACAGCUCGUUGAGUGUCGCCUUAAACAACAAGCAGUUUCAUACAAUUUUAUUCAAAUCAACAUUUGAUAUCACCAAUUUAAUCAUUCCACUAACGAAAUUUGUGGAUGCCAAAAUCAUGCAGAUUGAGAACCGAGUGAAUAAUUAUCCCAGACUUUCCUAUUUGUCUACUAUAAUGUUAAAAAUUGUUAAUAACAUAAGGGCUUCUCCUGCAUUGGACGACCUAGGGAGCAACGAAAGGAAGGAUACCAUUUCAGUUCUUAUGUCUGUAUGCAUAUCUCUCUGCAACCUGUAUAUAUUUAUUGAUUCGCCCAUUCUCUGCAAUAAUGUCUUUUCCAAUAUGAAUGUUCUUCGUCUUGAUAAGCGUCUCAUUUCAAGGUCGCAGUUAAUAAAUUACAGGUUUGUGCUUGGUAAGUUUCAUCUUGGGCAGAGCAAUUACUUUCUUGCUUAUAAGCAUUUUAUGUGGUGUUUCCAAAACAUUCAUCGAGAUAUAAGCGUACGCAGUCGGAUAAAAAUAUUAAAAUAUCUCAUUCCGUGUGGUUUACUUGUUGGAAAGGUGGCAGAUAUCCAAGUUUUAAGAGAUUUGGUCCAAAGUGAUAAGGGUGGUUUGCAAAUGAUUGAAAUAUACAGUCCUCUAAUCACUUGUUAUAAAGCGGGUGACAUUAAAGGUUUUUCUGAUGCAUUGAGAAGAAAUAGAUCGUACUUCAUUGGGUUAUGUUUAUAUGUGGGAUUUCUUCAAAGAGUGCGAAUUCUUAUUCUACGAAAUCUCAUUCUAAAAGUUUAUAAAAUCACAGGGCGUCUGAACUUUGAAGAUGUUAGAUCUGCCUUAAACGUUUCAUGUGAUCCUGUGCAACAAAAUGCAAGCUCUGGAAGUUUGAGCUUCUAUACGAUAACUGAUCAAAUCAACGAUUCUUUUGUUCAGAAUGUUUUAGUGGCUUUAGUUGACGGCAACUUAAUACGUGCGAAACUCACAGCAUCAAAAAAUAUCAUAUUGAGCAGAACCAACCCAUUUCCUGAUAUAUAUGAUAUCUACAAACAGAAAUACGCACAGCCAGGAAAGGAGGACUGGCUAGAUUGA
Molecule: messenger RNA, 1368 nt
Organism: Brettanomyces bruxellensis
Lineage: Eukaryota; Fungi; Ascomycota; Pichiomycetes; Pichiales; Pichiaceae
Exons: 1
Coding region: 1-1368 (455 amino acids)
Biological process (GO): poly(A)+ mRNA export from nucleus; transcription elongation by RNA polymerase II; post-transcriptional tethering of RNA polymerase II gene DNA at nuclear periphery
Cellular component (GO): transcription export complex 2
Molecular function (GO): RNA binding; double-stranded DNA binding
Source: RefSeq, a predicted model, not a curated record